AUGCCUCCAAGUUUGUCAUUAUUGAAAACUUCAUUCAAUUUGAAGCCUUCAAUCUUUGAUGACUUGAAAGGAGCUCAAAAUGAUCAUAAAACAUCAAUACUGAUCGACGAGUUAGUCCUGAAUGAGAAAAUUACUGAAGUGGUAUCAAAAGACAGCAGAGAGCAUCCGUGGGCGAAUUCCAACGAAGACUCUUCGAAGAAAAGUUCGUCUCUCAGAAAAGGACCUGUUGGGUUUAUGGUUCUCAGUGUGCGAAAUACAGCGGCACCAAAAGUAAGUCCAGAAAACAAUUUCGCCCCGCGAAUGCUGAAAGUUUCGGUGAGUGAUGGGUAUCACACAUAUCACUUAAUUGAAGUCGAACCGAUAAAAUUAUUAAGCGUCGAUACAGCUCCAGGAACGAAAAUUAUUUUAACAGGUGACUUGACUGUUCGAAAUAAUUUGGUUCUUAUAAAAGCGGCUAAUGUCCAAUUUGUCGGAGGUCGGGUUGAGGAGAUGUAUGAAAAGUGGGUUGUCACCAAAGAUUUCAACACGAAAGCGAUUCGUGAUACUGGUGCGCCAAAAUUUGUGCCUUUUGGACGUGCAAUUGAUAAUGUGAAAAUAGACAAACAGGGAAAAGGCGAUACGAAAGAGGAAGAAAGUGCUGAGAAAACUGAAACCGAUGCCAAAUUUGGGGCGGUUCGUGAUCAAAAUUUAGAGGCUGUAAAACAACUUAAAACUGAGCAGAAAGGUCUAACUAGUGGAGCUACAGCUCAAUUGCCUUCGAGUGAUUUUUUCCAUUCCAAGAAAAAAGAGCCUCAAAAUGGUGCUACUAGCAGUGGUACUACAGUAACAAUGGGAAAUACACCAGCACCGGAUCCCUUUGCCGACGAUCCAUUUGGAGGACCUCGCGGUGGUAGGGGUGGCCGAGGAGGUCGGCGCGGACGAAAAGGUUCUGAAGCCGAGUAUGACGAAGGACCUGACGACGCGAAGUUUAAAGCGCCGUUUCAACAGGCGUCGCUUUUUGACAUCAUUCAAAACAAAAUUGACGACAUGACAGUCCAGGACAUUGAGUUUUCGGAUCCGAAUCCGCGACCGAUGGCACCUGUAUCGACACGACUCGGACCAAGCUCGGUUCGUAAUGGAGAUACUCGUUCGGGAACUUACGAAAGAGGCGGACAACGAGCAGGAAGAGGAUACAGAAAUGAACGAAAUUUUAACGAGGGAAGUUACGGAGGUGACCGGGGACCAAACGGCCAACGGGUUUCGCAACGAGGCCGUGGGCGAGGUAAUUUUGAAGAUCAAAGGACCAGAGGCGAUAGAAACUCAAACAACGGUUACGAUCGGAACAACAAUCAGGGUGGCCAGAAUAUACAAAGAAAUCAAUAUCAACACGUCGACGGGUUAGUCGAAUUGAUUAUUUUUAUUCGGUUGUUUUAA
Symsagittifera roscoffensis is the source of this 1413-nucleotide messenger RNA. Its product is annotated as tudor domain-containing protein 3-like. The transcript has a single exon. Gene Ontology annotation, cellular component: nucleus. The record is from RefSeq and is a predicted model, not a curated record. The coding region runs from base 1 to 1413 and encodes 470 amino acids. Lineage: Eukaryota; Metazoa; Xenacoelomorpha; Acoela; Convolutidae.